AUGAACUAUGUUUUUCAAUGUGCGCUGCCACCUGAAAUAACGUUGGGUCAUUACCUUUUGCAUCGGCUGAGACAGCUAGGAGUACACACGAUAUUCGGACUACCUGGUGAGUUCAAUAUGCCUCUUCUCGAUAAAAUGUACAGCGUACCACAGAUGGUAUGGGCCGGAAACACUAACGAGCUGAACGCUGCGUAUGCAGCAGACGGUUAUUCACGCAUCAAAAGGCUUGGGUGUUUGGUGACGACUUUUGGUGUUGGCGAGCUUUCGGCAUUGAAUGGUAUAGCCGGAUCGUACGCGGAACACGUAGGUAUCGUUCAUGUUGUGGGGAUGCCACCGUUGUCGGCUCAAGUCAAACAGCUGUUAUUACAUCAUACACUGGGCAAUGGGGACUUCAAAGUGUUUUACAGAAUUGGAAGUGACGUUGCAGAAUACACAACGGUCCUCAAUGACUCAGAAACAAUUGCAGAAGAAGUCAACAAAGCCCUCACAAUCGCUUAUACCAGACAGAGACCCGUUUACAUUGGGAUCCCAGUGAACAUGAUUAAUAUGACCGUUAAAUCAUCUCUACUGAAUAACCCGCUCGAUCUAGGCCCGUCAGUACGUAAUGGGGACGUCGAAAAUCAAUUCAUAGAUGCGGUCCUGGAUGCGAUGUACAGAAGUGAAAAUCCAGCAAUCAUUGCAGACGCCUGCGUUUCACGGCAUGGGUUAGUGGAAGAAAUGCGACGAUUGGUAGAUUUAACAGGGUUUCCAGUUUUUUGUACGCCAAUGGGGAAAGGGUCUAUUGACGAGCAGCAUCCGCGCUUUGGAGGAACAUUUCUGGGCUCUAUCUCGUCCCCGCAGGUCCGGGAAGUAGUGGAUUUCAGCGAUUUCAUACUAGUGGUCGGUGCGCUCUUGUCUGAUUUCAGCACGAGUUCAUUUCACUUUGCAUACAGGACAAAAAAUACAAUUCUGCUUUUCUCCAACCACGCCAAGCUUAAAAAUGCCACGUAUCCUGACCUGGAGCUGAAGGCGGUGUUAGAAGUACUACUAGCCAGGCUAGAUCCUACCAAGAUACGAUACAGGCCGCAAGAAUUCUCAGACGUAUUGAAGCCCAAGUUGAAGCUAAUGAAUAACGUGCCGCUACGCCAAGAGUGGAUAUGGAGCCAAUUGACAUCUUGGUUCAAUCCAGGAGACAUAGUCAUCACAGAAACUGGUACGUCUGCGUUUGGUAUAAAUCAGAGCAAGUUUCCUAGUAGGACCAGGUGUAUUUCACAGGCGCUCUGGGGAUCGGUAGGAUAUUCUAUUGGCGCAUGUUUGGGGGCCUCUUUUGCUGCUCGGGAGGAGGGCAGCGAUCCGCGUGUUAUUUUAUUUGUUGGUGACGGUGCAUUACAAUUGACGGUUCAGGAGAUCUCCACAAUGAUCCGUUGGGGGUUGAAACCUAUAAUUUUUCUAAUGAACAAUAGUGGAUACACUAUUGAUAGACUUUUGCAUAAAAAAUCCAAUGCUGGUUAUCAUGAUAUUCAAUCGUGGGAUUACUUAAGAAUCCUCUCCACCUUUGGAGCCUCCCACUACGAUACGCGUAAAGUGAGGACAGUAGGGGAUUUUUUGGCGCUAAUGACAGACUCAGCUUUUGCUGUUAAUGAUAAAAUCAAGAUGGUGGAGGUGGUGUUACCACCUAUGGAUGCACCACCUGCUUUAAUGGAGAAAUGGCUCUUGGAGGACAAGAUAUCCGGAGCGCAAGAUGACGGUACAGACGACUCUUUAGCAGAGGAGCCUUCGUUGAAAAGAGUGAAAUUGGGUGAGGGCUUAGGUCUCGAUUUUGACGACCUGGAUGAUAAUGUGAGUUCCGAAUAA
Molecule: messenger RNA, 1833 nt
Organism: Lachancea lanzarotensis
Lineage: Eukaryota; Fungi; Ascomycota; Saccharomycetes; Saccharomycetales; Saccharomycetaceae
Gene: THI3
Product: LALA0S04e02344g1_1
Exons: 1
Coding region: 1-1833 (610 amino acids)
Molecular function (GO): magnesium ion binding; carboxy-lyase activity; thiamine pyrophosphate binding
Source: RefSeq, a predicted model, not a curated record